AUGUUUUCCAGAGUUGAUAAUUCAGAAGAUCCAGUGUAUGAGAGUUUAGAAGAAUUCCACGUUUUUGUCUUAGCACAUAUAUUGAGAAGACCAAUUGUUGUUGUAGCAGACACCAUGUUAAGAGACUCAGGCGGAGAAGCAUUUGCACCUAUCCCAUUUGGAGGAAUUUACUUGCCACUGGAAGUUCCACCUAAUCGAUGUCACUGCUCACCUCUUGUCCUGGCUUACGAUCAAGCGCAUUUCUCUGCUCUUGUAUCUAUGGAACAAAAAGAUCAACAGAGAGAACAAGCGGUGAUCCCUCUGACUGACUCUGAACACAAGUUACUGCCUUUGCACUUUGCAGUUGAUCCUGGGAAAAACUGGGAGUGGGGAAAAGAUGACAAUGAUAACACCAGACUGGCCAGCUUGAUUCUGUCUCUGGAGGCAAAGCUUAAUCUCCUGCACAGCUACAUGAAUGUAACUUGGAUACGCAUACCAUCUGAAACACGGGCCCCUUUGGCCCAGCCAGAAUCACCCACCGCUUCAGCAGGAGAGGAUGUUCAGUCUCUGGCCGACUCAGUGGACUCAGACCGAGAUUCCAUCUGUAGUAAUUCAAAUGGCAGCAAUGGCAAAAAUGGUAAAGAAAAGGAAAAAGACAAGCAGAGGAAAGAUAAAGACAAAAACAGGACGGAUUCAGUUGCCAAUAAACUCGGAAGCCUCAGUAAAACUCUAGGAAUUAAGCUGAAAAAGAAUAUGGGUGGGCUGGGAGGGCUAGUGCAUGGCAAGAUGAACAGAGCAAACUCAGGGAAUGGGAAAAAUGGCGACAUCACAGAAAAAGUCAAAGAGAAGAAGUCGAAGUCUCGCAAAGGGAGCAAAGAGGAGUCCGGACAGUCUGCAAGCACAUCUCCGUCUGAAAAGACAACUCCCUCUCCUACCGACAAGGCGAGCAUUUCACCUGCCGAAAAGAUAAACACGAAAUCCCUCUCUGACAAACAGUCUGACCCGUGGAAAUACAGCACCGAUGUAAAGCUCAGCCUCAACAUUCUGAGAGCUGCCAUGCAAGGAGAACGCAAGUUUAUUUUUGCUGGCCUCCUUCUGACUAGCCAUAGGCAUCAGUUCCAUGAGGAGAUGAUCAGCUAUUACUUGACCAGUGCCCAAGAGCGCUUCAAUGCCGAGCAGGAACAGAAGCGAAAGGAGGCUGAGAAAAAAGCUGUUCUCAAUGAGUCAUCUUGCAGGAAACUGGAGCAAGAAGCAUAUUCAAAAGAAAAGUUAGAAUCAUCUCCUCAGGACAGGGCAUCACCACUUUUGCCUCAAAGCCAUACAACUCAACUGGUUUUAAAGUUUAAAGAUCGCACUAGUCCCACUCCAGGGUCAUUUUCUUCACCAAGUAAUUGUGCUAAGAAAAGUGGACCCGUUCCAGUAUCUGCCCACUAUAGCCAUACUCCACCUGUUCAAAGGCAAAGCGUUAUUCAUUUGCAUGAUGUCAACUCCAAGCCAUCAAGCUUCCAAGAUGAUAGCUAUAAGCCAGUGGUUGGCACCUUAAAAACAUGUGCCACUUAUCCCCAACAGAAUCGAUCACUGUCUUCACAGAGUUAUAGCCCAGCGCGGAUAUCGGGUAUCCGUACAGUGAACACAGUGGAAUCACUGGCCUACACCAUGCCUACCGAACAGAAGUCACAGACAUUUACAAAUGGGUUUAACACCGGUGAUAUUAGAGAUUGCUUAGAAUAUGCUGAUGAGGAGGCUCCUCAGACCUGGUUGAACAAUGAUAAAAACCGAGGCAGAAGCACAGUUUCCCCAAUAUAUUCCAUCCAGCAGAACCGUUGCAAGAAAGAGAACUGUUCUUUUUAUGGUCGUCCUGAGACUGAAAAUUACUGCUCAUACUGCUACAAAGAAGAGUUAAAGCGUAGGGAGAGAGAAAGUAAGGGACACCGGCAUUGAGGAUUGUGAGGAUCCUUCCCUGACUACUUAGUUUAACCAUUUUCUUACUUGCAAGUAAAUAGCAGUGGAUUAUGGAAAAAGGAACCCUAAAAAGGGAAUGAUGGGUAAAUAAUGUCUAGCUUGUCACUUUUCUGGGGCAGUGCAGAAAUAAGAGGAUUAAUUUAUCAUAAAGAAUUUAUUAUUUUCCAUUUUGUCAGUGUCUUUUUUACAUACACUGGUAAGCUGAAAGGUUGUUUACUCCUUUGUCAGUGCUGUGUAUAUAUUUGGUCAAAAAUGUACUAAUGGUGCCUGAAUUUACACUGACAUCACUCAGGUAGUAGAAUGACAGGGAAAAAGUCAUAAUACUGGAGAUGUGGUAUUGUAAUAGGAUAGUAUCUGCCUCAUAUACAUUUGAAAUUCUAUAGCCAUCAUAGGGGUGAUUUUUUUUCUCAAUAGAAAGUAAAAUUUUCAUAGCCCCUUUUUUAGAAGGGUAGUCAUUUUGCAUACUGCAAAUUUUUAACGUAGUGACAUAUUACAUUACUGUAAACAUUUUGUAUUCAUUUUAGUGCGAAAUGCAGUGUCUCCAGAAAUAUGUGAAUGAAGGUCUGGAUUCAUGAGGACUGUAUCUCCUCAUAAGUGUUGGUGCCUGCGGAUUUUUUCCUCCCAGUUCAGUAAAAAUCUGAACUAGUCAAUCCAUCUGUUAAUUUGUUGUGAAUUGCAAGACAGAUAUUGGACAUUGUUAGAAAUAUACUGUGGCCCUAUUAAUGUAAGAUUUUGCAUGACAUAGAAAUCCCAGCAAAUAAUCUUAGUCACAUGAAUUUCAGCAGCAUUUUUAUGGCUGUGAAGGUGGGGAGAAAUCUAUAAAAACUACCUUAAAGGACUUACAGAACUUGCUCACCAGCCAGAAUUUUUUGCCACAGUCUAGGGCUGGAUGAACUGUUCAGCACAAAUAAUACGUUGCAUGAAUUUAAUUCCCUUAUCCACAAUCUGACUUUUAAUUUGUUGAUUGUCCAAAAUUACUGGAUGAAUGGUUAUUGUGAAAAUAAUUCCAUCUAAGCACUACUUGCAAUCUAUUUGUUGCAACUGUUGUGUUGAGUCUUUUGGACUGAAUGACACAUACACCCCCGCAAAGAGCUUUCAAGAUAUCUGUGCAAACACUUCCAGCAUGAAUACUCAUGCAAAUGCAGAUUUGUGCAAGUCUUCAUAUCCAAAUAUUGACAUAGGUAUUUGUGAUACUUCCUUUCCCCUUUGGGAAUAAAGUGUUGUUCUAAUGGAUGUUUGUGAAAAGCAGAUAGAAGGGGUCACAAAUACCACUAAAAUACAUUUGUGGUUCUUAUUCCAACAAGUUUUCCUGAAUGUUAUUUGCAGUUUUCAUGCCACCAACCCAUGCAAAUAUGGCAAUAAAACAAACUCAGAUUUUUAAUAUUGAUACACUUGUAAACAAUGGCUGGAUUUUCUGUCUGUCUACAUUCAUGAACAAUAGCUCAUUUCCUGCAGGUAGACAGAAAAGCACUUGCCUUCAGGACUUUUUGCUAACUGGUAAUUCUCUGCCAUUCUCAGGAUCAUGAGUCCAGUUUUAUUCAAGUAUUGAACAGCAUUUUUCCUGGGCCACAAGUGGCUCAGGGCCUAUUCUCACCAUACAUACUCAGAUCUUACAUGUGUAUAACUGUUAAUUUGAGUACAGUUGCUCCUACUUAGCAUAGUUGUGAGCUCAGUCAGUCUCUUUGGCCCUGAUUCAGCACAUACUUAAGUCCAUUGAUUUUCAGGAAAGCAUUUAAACAUGAGCCAGAGCCCCCCCUUGAAAUCAGUGGAACUUUGACACCUUCUUAGUGUUAAACACAUAUUUAAAGGGUUUGCUGAAUCAAACCUUUAUUGACAUUUUUAUUAAUGAAUCACCCCCCUAUAAAGAUGAAUUCGUAAAAAUUGAUGGGCAAUACCUAGGUUGUUCUUUCAUGAAUUCAGACCUGUAUUGAACUGAUAUCCAUUUUUUCAUUAAGGGAACAUGUUACGAAGCUGAAUGAGUUAUUAAAGCUCCCUUUAUUGUGUGACUCCCCCUUAUGAAGCCCAGAGUUCAAAAUCAUGUUCUCGGUUUUGUAUGCUGAUACACAAACUCUUUUUUGGUUAGCUGGGGUGAUUGAGUAUAUGUUCUACUUACCAAAGAAAUCUGUGAUUUCAGAUCAUCUUACAACAAAUCAGCCAUACUUGAUUGCAUUUGUUAUAGAAAGAGAGACAGAAAACCAGAAAGGACAAAAUUUCAUGAAGGAAAGAAAUAUUAAAUAAUUAUUAGAGUAGCAGUAGCAUUUGAUAUUCCUAUAAAUGCUUCUGUAUAAAGUUAGACUUGAGAAAACUGCACUUAGCAUCCACUUGCUCCUGUCCAUUUAUUUGAUUCAGCUGCAUCAUCUUUGAAGAAGAAGAAAUGUGGUCACAGCACAUACUUAAAAAUACAUAAUUUACUUUUUUUAAGUUUUAAAAAAAAUUGAUUAAGGUUUUAGCUGCAGUACUCAUCAAAAUAAGAGGUUUACAAAGUUAAUAUUUAAAGAAGUAAUUACUAUAGUCCAAAUUACUUAAUAGAUUGACUCUUACCUAGAAUAUUUUGCAAAGUGUAAUUGAUCUGCUGAAUAAUAACACAAUUAUGUCCGCAUACCCAAGCUUCACAAUACACAAGGUCAUACUUAAAUUAUGAAAAAUUAACUGGAAACUAUUUCUUCAAUUAUUUCAAAUAAAUCUGUUGUGCAAUAGUAAUGCUAUUACACAGCCGCCCCUUUCCUCAGCUUCUUUAAUAACUUAUUGGGCCUUACUAAAUUAGCUCAACACAGUGUUGCCCUCUUAUGAGAACUUUUUCCCAGCAUCCCCUUCUCAUAGUGUCCCUUUACAUUUGGCAGAGAUAAGCAGGUGCAGCCCUAAAGUGGCCCUUUUGCAACUGGCUGCUGCUAGCUAUAUCUUCCUCCCCUGCUGGUGAGGCUUCUUUAUUCCUGUUACGCAUGCACCCAGUGUUCCAUAUGUGACUCCUGAGCAGAACUGACACUUAUUCCCGUUCACUGCUAGGAUUUGUUUUGUACUAGCAUGGUGCUUUGCACUCUGCGCACCAAACACAUAAAAGACAGUGCCUGCUCUGAUAAAUUUAUAGCAUAAGGACUGAUUCUGACAAACACUAUGGUGCGCAUGCCCUUUGAACUGAAUUUGCAGGGUCCAGCCCUAAAAGGGAGGUUCUUGUCUAUCUUUCUUCAGAGGUAACUAGAAAAUGCUCAUGGCGUGAGUUCACCAUCAGUAAAAGAAAAUCUUCAGUUGCUCCUCAUCCAGCACUUAGAGGUCCUGUGCCCCAUUUUUGCCAUUAUAGUGAGUAACAUAUUUGUAACUCCUAUACUUUUUAUCUUCCAUCAAGUGUAACCCACUGGUCAGUGUGUUAUAUGUACCCCUCUGUGCCUGACCAAGAGAGAAAGUAUGCCUCUUAACAACUUUCAGUUAGAGGAGCUUGCUUUUUAGCUCACGCUGUAGUAGAGACUCAUACUUUUAACUUUGGAGGUCUCCAGUUUGAUCCCUAGUGUUAGCCAAGUUGGUGGCCAAUUAUACAAAUACCAUCUUUUACUUUUUAAAACCUGUUUUUGUAUUGUUUUGGCACUCUCUGAUCAUGGCACAGCGACUGGCUAGAUCAGCCCAUCAUUUCUCCUCCUUAUGCCCCAGCUCUUGCUUUUAGAUGCAUGUUUGCAGUAUUGAGGAAAUUGUGCUGUAAUUGUAGAACACAAAACAGUGAUCGAAGAUCAUCACUCCUGCUCAUUCUUCAUUGGAAGCCCCAAUUUAAAAAAGCACUAAAUGCGCACACAUGCAAAAUACAUUCCUAGUCACCAGAAGAAACAUACGUUAGAGGAAGUAGUAUUGUUUACAUUUUUCGAAUGUGCAGUGAUUGCUGCUAAUAAAAAAAAAAAUUUAAAAAGCAAAAACCCUUACGGAAAUAUUUUACCUUGCUCACAAUAGAGGAGGUGUAUAAUCCAUAAUAGACUUUUGAUCAUACUUUACAUUGAUUCUAUUUAUUAAUGGUUUAUAAGUGAUUGCUAGAUGUUGUAAGUAUGUUACAGACACGAGUUGCACGUGUGAUAGUAAUAAGCAUAUCCAGUAGAAAGGUGUUGUAGAUGGUCAUAAGCAGCUUAGGGUAUGUCUGCACUGUGAUUUAAAAAUGCCACUGGGUCUCAGAUCCUAGGUCAGCGGGCUCAGGCUGUGUGGCUUAAAAAUAGCAUCGCAGAUGUUCAGGCUUGGGCAGGGUCUCAGAGCCCGAGCUCUAGCCCAAGCCUGAACGGCCACACUGCAUUUUAUAGACCAAGGCCAGCAGUGGUGCAGGUCUUUGAUUGUAUCCCUGUUGACAUGUUGGACUCUAUAACAAUUGAUUAACCAUUUAUUACAAAUCUAUUAAUUUAUUAAGCUUUUUAAGAUUAUUUAUAAAUGCAUCGAUUAUAUGAAGUGUGAGCAACCUUCCUUUAGCAAUUUGCUCUUUUUAAAUUCAAACAUAAUGUACAAAAGGGUUCUGGGGGAGGAAAGAUGCUCCAUUUGGAAUUUUGUAUGUUGCUCAUUUAUUAAGAACUUUAAAGAGGCCCUCAGAUGAAGGCCGAGAGUUCGCUUAAAUCCAAAAAGUUCUAGGAUAUGAGCAGUGUUUCAUGAUGCAAGAAACGUCAAAGGCAUGGCUUGCAUGGUGUGAUUCCAAUCACUUACUUAGGCACGCUGACUGAUUGCAGAUCAGUGCAGACUGCUGUAACAAUCACAGCCUUUGUCCUUCUGUGAUCUGCGGGCACAUCCUGGUUUGUUUUAUUUUUAUUGUGGUGAAUGUGUUGAUAUGAAACAAUGCACAACUGGCAGAAUAUUGCUCUUUAAGGUCCUCAUCUUGGAACUAGUUACACAUGUACUUCACUUUAUGCAUGUGAAUAAUCUCCCUCACCCCAAUGAGACCGCUCAUCCGCAAGGAAACACGUUUAUCAGUGUGCAGGAUUGGGCCUAACCUUUCAGCCAAAUUUGGUCCCCUUUAGGGCAAAAUGCUGUUCAUCUUCCUUAGACAGAACUUCCAAUGACAUCAAGGAGGAUUUUUCUGGAGGAGCCACAGACAGAAAUUUGUCCCAUCAGCCAGAUCCAAGGGCCAGCAAAGUUAAUGGAAAAAAUCCCACUAAUUUCAAUGGGCUCUAGAUCAGGCCCUUUGUGCACACAAAAUAAUAGAAACAAAGCGACUAAAGAAGCAAUGUCUUCAUAACCUCGGGAAUGUUUCGUGCAUCAUUAGAUAUCCAUAUCCAAAUGGAAAUCGCAGUAAUUUGAAAAAGACCAAGAUCCAGAGAAGCUAAAUCCCUGACCCUGACUGUAAGUGGCUUUUCAGCUUAAUCCAUUUUAACUCUUUCAAUAUACUGCAAGUAUUUUUGUUUGAAGCUAUGGCAACUUCCAUAGAAUAUCACCAAAUAGUAUACGGCAUAGAAUUCCAAUUACUUCAGUAACCUACACUACUUUAAAUUUCUAGGCACAUUAAUUUCCUGUGUAUAUGAUUAAAACAAGAAUAGUAUAUUGUUAAAAAAGGGUAUCUGUAAGUGUGUUCUGUUUGUAGAUUUAAGACUGUAUUAUGUUGGAUUUUUACAAGCCAAGUUUAAAUUGUAAUAUAGAUAUUAUUUUUAUAUUAUUUUCAAAAUAUGCUACAGAGCAAUAUUUUGCGCCUUUAUUAGAAACAGGGUUGUCCUUUUAGUAGGUUAACUUUGGAAAUGUUGGUAGAAAUUAACCAUGAAAAGAAAGCUUUGUAAACAUUCUCGUAAAUUCUGAAUGCUCUUUGUUGUUCACUCCAAUGUCUAUUGAAAGUUGGAAUAUAUGAAUGUUUUUUAUUGAAAGGCUUUACAUUUUUGUUUAUAUAUUUUGGUACAGUACUUCCCUCUCCCUGCUCAACCUCUCCAGUGAACACCCUUUUUUAUUAGCAACUUCGGAUUCAUUAAUUCAUCCAAAAGGUUUUCUUACCUGAAUAAAGAAAGAAGUCCCUACACAGAAUGUGGUUGCGAUUCAUAACAGUUUGAAUCCAUUUCAGUCGAUUUAUUUGUUUUUUUUUAAAUAUGUUUAUGGAAUUGUUAUUCCUACCAAAAUGGAGAGUGACAAUGAGACAUUGGUGUAAUAAUUUAAUACCUGUAGAUUGUAAAUCCCUCUAAAUUGUGGAAAUGUCAACUUCUAACUGGUAAAUGCAUUUUAUCCUACUGUAUAUCUCUGCCCAGCAUGCCUACACGUACACUCAUAUUUGCAUAUCAGCUUCUUGCAGAUUACAUCAUUCAAAUUCUAUUUCAUAGUACUUUCCACUGUACAUAUCAAUAUCUGAUGAACUGUGCAAAAAAAAAGACUGCUACUAAUGCAUAUGUAAGUCACAAACCAACGGGUACCAUUUUUCAGGAAGUGUUGGGUAUUUUUAAAAGAACAACUAAUGAUUGUAUUGCAAUCAAAAUUUUCAAAUCUGGGUGCCUGAAAUUAGGACCCUAAAUCCAUAUUUGGUCUAAUAAAUGAGUUGCCUGGUUUUAAGAGGUGCUGAACAUUGACUUCGUUGGGAAUUUCUGUUGCUUGAUGACUUCAGAAAAUCAAGCCAGUCGUUUAGGUGCCUAUAGGUGAUCUUUUUUGCCUGUGUGUAUUCAGGUUUUUUUAUUAUUAUUAUUUUAUUGCUCUCUCUUUUUUGACUCAAUGAAAACUAUGUGACCUUUAGUGAUUUUCAUUUUCUGUGUCAGUAAUUAUGAUGAUUUAUAAAGUGAUCACUUGGGUAUGGAGAACCCUGCCUUGGUGUACCAAAAUACAGUAUAAUUGUCCAUUUAAUAACAACCUACUUCUUAGUGAGGCUAGGAUUCCUCAGACGUUAGGGGAAGUGUAUCUGUCUUUAUUUUUCUUUGCAAAGCCUGACCACAAUAAUUGGCUUCUCUUAGGUGAAUAUGCUGUUUUGACCCAUCUCUUUUACCUCCUAUUAACUGAAUGCAUGUACUGUACCAAGGAAAUCUAAAUGGCUGAUGCACAUUUGCACUGUGGAACACACAGCGUGGGUAAAAGCCACUAUGUUCCAAACAGCCUUAAAGUUAGGACUCUCUGGGGACUGAGAGUCAUUUAACUGGAUGCAGCCUGUGUCCCCACCUCCUCACUUACCCAUGACUGUAAAUUGCUCUAGUCUGCUGUAGCCUGCAUAAUUAUGUGGUGCUGUAAAACUGUCUGCUCUGUAGGUUCAUUUAAAUCAUAGGUAGGGUUGGUUUGGGUUUUUUGGAAUAAAAAUGGAAUUGAAAGUUUCAAUUCUUUGAUAACUGCCAGUGUGCUGGGAAAUCUGAAUGACAAGGAGGGAAAAGAGAGAAAAAGUAAUUGGGUAGGAAAAUGGUGGGUAACAUAGUAACUAUGGCAACAAAAUGUUUAGUGGAGUACAAAGUUCUGGAUAUCAAAAAUCAUUGUCUGCCUAGGCUUGUGGAUCAUCCCGCGUAAACUCAGAGAACAGAAGCAUGUUGCUUUGCCAUUCAUCUCUUCAAUUGUCCAGACUUGUUCAUUGACAAGGCUUAUUCAUUGUUUUUCCGCUUUUGUGCAGAGGACUUUAUUUGUAACAUUGCCUGAAGUUACAAAGGCAUGGUAAAAUGUCAAAACUAAGUCAGUGCCUAAUAUUGCUCCAUUUAUUAAUUAUAAUUGGCUUUCUUUUGACUCUUUUCAUGCUUUUCAUUAGAGUGAAAUGCAGCUUGAAAACUGGUGACCCCAUUCUCCUCUUUCUUAUGCAUCAGUUUUACAUCAGUGCAAUGGCAAAGUGGUGCCAGAUUUGCAUAGCUGUAACUGAGGAGAAGACCCUGCAUGGGCUCUCAUAUAGAGGUGUUACUGCUUUGUCACAGAACCAAAUCAGAAAGUGGCAUGGGCCAAAUUUUGCCCAAGUGAAGUGGUAGUUUGCCAUGAGCCUGGGACCUGUGCCUCCGCCAUUGUCGUCUUUUAAUAUGGGCACUGGGCUCUUCUGUCCCUGUGAACGGCAUCUCUGUAUCACAGACCAUGGUAGUGGAACGAGGCCUUGUAGAACUCUGUUCGCUUGCACUUUGGCCAGCUUGGCUUAUGUCAUUCAAAAUAGGCUUUUCCCAAUUUUUAUUAAAAUAUGCAGGAGAUCCAGUAGCAAAAUAUAACAUCAGACCCGCACGGUCUGAGGUAGCGUCCUUACGCCACUUUUAGCCUAUAUUAAAAUGUUGCCAUCUGAGAUGAACAGAACAACAGUUAUGCAGGGACAGUAAAGAAGCUGUUGGUUCUCAGCAUUGCAAAUUGUACAUGUUUAUGCUCUAAUAUCAAGAGAAAUGUACAGAGGGUUUUUGAUAG
Chelonoidis abingdonii (Abingdon island giant tortoise) is the source of this 10203-nucleotide messenger RNA. The record is from RefSeq and is a predicted model, not a curated record. Lineage: Eukaryota; Metazoa; Chordata; Testudines; Testudinidae.